AUGAACCUUGACCUCUUGGCAGCUAUUAGCAAAUAUCCAGACUUGGACACACGGAACUGGUAUGGCGGGAAACUUGCACAUUACAUCAACGGCCUCGUGGCCACGUGCCAGGACCCAAGCGACUUCUACGGCCAUGACCUUCUCACCAUGCUUCAAGGCCACAUGGACGGGUUCCCCAAGCACUACUUCAAUCACAACUUCGCGUACAGCUGGGCUGUGCUGGCACUGUGUAAUGCAGGCUUGACCGUACAGGAGAAGUACAUACAACAGUUGACCAAAUCACCCGGGAACUACACGUUUGGCAUUGAUGAGGCGGCUAUGACGGUGAUAGCCUUAUCUUGUGUGAGGAACCAAACCGACGUGAAGUCCGCCAUUUCUGCUGGAGUACAGUUUAUACUUGAUAACAAGAAACCAGAUGGUUCUUUUGGAAAUGAAUACAGCACUGGGUUGGCUGUGCAGGCUCUCUAUGCCGACGACAAAGAGAGCAGAUUGGACAUCAAGAAAGAUGCUCUCCUCUACCUGGUAUCAUUGCAAGGUGAGGACGGCUCCUAUGACUCAGUAGCAGCAGCCAAUCAAGUGUUUCCGGCGUUGAACCAGAAAUCAUAUGCUGACAUAGGCGACAUUACUUCCUGCCAAGUAGUGACUACAACUCCCGCCCCCACCACACCGCCAACGUCAUUUUUCACGUUCACAAUCAUCGUGAUAGCGACGUUGGAGCCACACAACGUCAGUGACACCUUUAACGUGACGGUACCAGAUGGCUCCUCCCUGUUGGACGCCAUGGUCAUCCUCCGGAAUACGGAUCCAAAUUUUACGUACGUUCAAGAUGUGCACACGUUCACGUCUGGUUGUAUUGACUCUUAA
Molecule: messenger RNA, 864 nt
Organism: Lingula anatina
Lineage: Eukaryota; Metazoa; Brachiopoda; Lingulata; Lingulida; Lingulidae
Product: transcobalamin-1-like
Biological process (GO): cobalamin transport
Molecular function (GO): cobalamin binding
Source: RefSeq, a predicted model, not a curated record